Molecule: messenger RNA, 2342 nt
Organism: Trematomus bernacchii (emerald rockcod)
Lineage: Eukaryota; Metazoa; Chordata; Actinopteri; Perciformes; Nototheniidae
Gene: upf3a
Product: UPF3A regulator of nonsense mediated mRNA decay
Exons: 11
Coding region: 39-1484 (481 amino acids)
Biological process (GO): positive regulation of translation; nuclear-transcribed mRNA catabolic process, nonsense-mediated decay
Cellular component (GO): cytoplasm; nucleolus
Molecular function (GO): telomeric repeat DNA binding
Source: RefSeq, a predicted model, not a curated record
ACAGCGGCUUUACACGGGCGAGAGGGAGAUGGAGAGAAAUGAGGUCUGAAAAGGACCAAAUGACCGUGGGCAAGGAGAAAAGCGUCGUGGAGAUACAGUUUAGAGACAUCCCAAGAGAGCAGGAAAACAUUCCUGGAAACCUGAAGCAGAAAGAAGAGAAGAAAGAGGUUUUUACCAAGGUCGUGAUUCGAAGGCUUCCACCAAACCUGUCAAAGGACCAGCUAGAGGAACAGCUCAGUCCCCUUCCGUCCUACGACUAUUUUGAGUUCUUUCCAGCUGACCAAAGUCUCUAUCCCCACUUGUUCUCCAGAGCAUAUAUUAAUUUUAAAAUCCCGGAAGAUAUCCUUCUGUUCAGGGACCGAUUUGAUGGCUACGUCUUCAUUGACAACAAGGGACAAGAGUACCCUGCAGUGGUGGAGUUUGCCCCCUUUCAGAAAAUCUCAAAGAAGAAGCUAAAAAAGAAAGAUGCCAAAACCGGAAGCAUUGAAGAAGACCCAGAAUAUAGGCGGUUCUUGGAGAAUUACUCCUGUGAUGAGGAGAAGUCUAUGGCCAACCCUGAGACUCUGCUGGGAGAGAUAGAGGCCAAGACCAGAGAGCUCAUAGCCAAACGGACAACACCGCUGUUGGAAUACAUCAAAAAUAAGAAAAUUGAGAAACAGAGAAUAAGAGAGGAGAAGAGAGAGGAGCGGAGGAGAAGAGAGCUCGAAAAGAAACGGCAAAGAGAGGAGGAAAAGAGAAAGCGAAGAGAGGAGGAGAGACGCAAACGGAAAGAGGCAGAGAAGCAGAGGAAACUGUCUGAUAAAGACAUUAAAAUCAAGCUCCUUAAGAAGAGUGACAGGGACGAUGACGUGGAUUCAGACCGGAUGAAGGACAAAAGUGACAUUGGGGAGACAGACAGAUGCAAAUGGGAGAAAGCCGGAGGACAAAUGAAGUCAAAGGACCCCAAAGAAAAAGGUCAACCUGAGAGCGACAAGGAGCAGAGAGAGCAGCACGGCCGCAGGCAGAGAGAAAAGGACCAUCGGGGGAAAGAUGAAGAGAGGAAACGACAGAGGCACCACUAUGAGUUUGACAAGUUUAUGCGCCGCAAAGAUGAGACAAAAUGGGGGAAGGGCUACUGCCAAGACAGAGCCAAGAAAGAGGGGCACCAUCAUGGCUAUUCUUACUGCCCUGAUGGUGGAGACAAACUGGGGAAGGAGGACAGGGAGGACGUGGGUAACAGGAAGGAACGCCUCCGAAACAAGGUGAGCGAGAAGGUGCUGCAGACUCCCACCACAGAACAAAAACAUGCAAAUAAGGACCGUCCCGCCAUGCAGCUCUAUCAGCCGGGCGCACGCAACAGGAAGCGCAUGAGCUCGGCUGGAAAAGGCUACGACUGCAUCGCUGUGGGACACUCACCGGAGCCCGGGACGGAACACUGCUACGAGGCUGUCCCCAUGGCAACAGGGCUGGAGAAGGGGUACGAGAAAAGCAAAGAGGAACAGUGAGCACGAUGGAUGUUUCAAAAAGAACAAUUAUUCAGCCUAAGUUGAUGGGGACAGGUUUGACAGGUCAUCAAUGAGCUUUUAAAUGACAUGAACUGCAUUGAGGGAGAAAGGCACUUGAAAAGCCUUUUUACUUGAGUAAGAUGUAACAGAGUUCAGAGCUUUUAAUGUUGGUUAAGGUUUCUGUUUUGCUGUUUAGCAUGAACAUUGUUAAUACACAAUACAUAUUUUAUCUCCGUGUUUAGUCUGUCUAAGAAUCCUUGGUAUAAAGCAUGUCAACAAUACAACAACGAACACAUAAUAACAGUUACCUUUAUGAUAGCACAACAGCCAUUGUCAUACAGUAAUACCACUAUGUUGAAAUGUUGUGAUAUGAGGCAGCUCACCUGUGAUAUCCAUCAACAAUUUUCCUGCUGAAAACAUUACCUCAUCCUCUGCAACUGAUCGUGUUACUGAGCCUUUGUAGACUUCUCCGAACCUGGAUGUUUUUAAUACAUUUUAUCAAAAUUAAAUAUAACGCAAGUAAAUCUUACAAAUAAUGGAUGUAGAAAAUUCCACAGAUGAAAUCCUGUGUUUAUUUUUUUUUGUGUAAAGUUGAGCGAAUGAGAGGGAAUAAGAGUUGUUAUUGAUAAGAAAAGGAAACUGUUUUCCCGCCUUUUCCUAGUUUUUAUGUGUCUUAAUACAUUUGGGCAAUCAUAUAUUACGGUGUUAUCCAACAGAGACAGAAUUGUUUUGUGAGCUCUAAGCUUUGUACAUGAUCACCAAUGAGCCAAGAAGAACACAAUCUCAAAAUUGAGAUGAAGCGUUUAGAAAAUUAAUUAUGAGCAAUUAUGACACAGAUAAAUAAAAAAAUACAUUUUC